AUGAAUUGUGUUGUGGAAGAACGAAUAAACAACUUACAAAGCGAAAAUGCUCUGGUGCAAGAUAUCAAGAAGGAAAUGGUUAAAAACAGUGGAAAGCUAAAAUUGAACAAUGAUGAAUCAAAAUCAUCAAUUACAGAAAUAUUUCCUUGGAUUUUAGAGUUUAGAAAAAUGUACAGGCGUAUACAUACAGAGAAAAGUAUGGCAUCUUUAACAGAACUUAUGCAGUUUUACAUGAGAAAUGUAAGUGCCAGUGUAAAUGAAUGUUACACAAGGCCUUUAAGAGCUGCAAAAUUGAAGGAUUCUAUUAGUGAGACUUUAAUAUUAUUCUUGUAUAUUUAUCGUGAACUUUCUGAGGAUCGUGAUAGAUUCAGUUAUUUAAAUAAUAUGUCAGACUUAUUAGCACUCUAUAUAGAUAUGGAAUUAAAAGCAUCUAGGAAAAGCAGAGAGGAUCAUGAUAAAAUUUGUGCAAGAGUUACAUCCUGUCUUUAUGUUUAUUUAGAACAUUCCAUUGAAUAUUUAUUAGAUACUUUAAUGAAAAUACAAUUUAUGUGUCGCAGUUAUCAUCAUAUUUUAGAUCCAGUUAUAAUGAAAAUAAUAAAGAAUAUUCCCCUACAUCCAGAAUCAAGUAUUAUGUAUAUUCGUUACUUUUUCAUUUAUCGUUUGUGGAGAAAAAUAAAUGAAAAUGUGGCUGUCAAAAAUCAGAUAACAGCUGCUGCAAUAGCAUCUCUGGGGCCAUUGCCAUCUACAUUCUCAUCAAGUUUAUUAGAAGAUGUAUUGCCAAAAGUGCCAAAGAGUCAACCAAAUUCUACAAAAGCUCUAUUGCAGCAUAAAUUUGAUAUAAAAAAGCAUUGUGAAAUGUUUACACGAUACUGCAAAGAAAAUAAUGGAAGUGUAUACCAGAAGGACGGACCUGCAACUCCCAUUGAUUCGUCCAGUAGAAUUAAUUCAAAAAUGCCGGAAGAUAUCGUUAAGAAAGAUGUAGAAUAUGUAGAUAAUAACGUAAAUUCAAUUAUAUCAGAUAAAAAUAAACAAAAUCAAUCUAUUUCUUUGCUAAAAACUUUUAAAUCUCUAAAUUUGGAAAAACAAUCUAGUUUUAAACGUUUAGGUACUUUUUCGAAUAAUAUUUCUACGGAGGACCUUAAUCCUAAAACAAUUAAAUCAAAUAAAAAUCGUUUGAGGAGAAAAUGUAAAAAGUCCAAUGAGAUUGUAAUUAUUGAUUUAACUAGUGAUAUAGUGCUCGAAAAGUGUAUAAAAAAAAGGAAGUCUAGAAAAUUACCGUGGUUAGAAGAAGCGAAAAAGAAUAUCGAUUUGAAAAUAGUAAAAGCAUCACAGAAAAAGAAGAAACAAGAAAAUAUGGGGCAUAUACAACCAUCAAAUACUUCACGAAAUGCUAAUCAUCAUCCGGAAGAUUCUUCUCAAUUAAUACGUGCCACGGAAAAUCUCAGUGAAAAAAUCGAAUCUAAUACAUACCGGACGAUUGUUAAAAACAAUGAAAAUAAAAUGGAAAUUGACAAGUCGAUAGCUUGUACAGAAAACAUACGAAAAUCGAUCGAUACGGAAGUCAAUAAUAAAGAAAUAAAUAUUAAAGCAUCUACGAUAACUAACAAAACAGUUUUAACCGAGAUACUUUCGCUAACGAAGCAAGUAUCAAAAAUUUCAAACAGCGUUGUUAAUGGUAAUUGUUUAAGUAAUGGAGAUAUUACGAAUAUACAGAGCGAUGAAAAAGAGAAUGAUAGAUUUAAUAAACAAACUGUGAUCAAGCGACUGACAGAAACAGAUGUUUUCUCAGAGCCUGAAACAUGCGAAAAAGUUGAAAGUUUUAAAAAAGUCUGUGAUCUAGAAACAGAAUGCCCAGAUGUAAAUAGUAUUAUGAUAUGUGCUCAGCAUGAUUCCAAAGAUAACGCUGUUAGUUCUAAUCGUUCCAAGUUUAAUGUAAUUAACAAUGAUAUAAUAGAAAAAAUAACAUCGUCGGAAAAUGUAAUGCUCGAAAAGAAUAAUCAAACUAUCGCGAGCGACAAAAUGUUGAAGAAUAAUCGUUUCGAUGAAACUGUUUAUAAAUCUGUGUAUUCUAACAACAUGCUUAAUUCUGAAGUUAGAAGUGAAAAAUUAAUUACUGUGCAAAAUAGCGAUAAAACUGAAGCGAUUUCUAUUGAAACGUCAAAAAGCGUUGAAACUCCUCCUGUUGAAGGAAUAUUAAAUUAUGAGGAGAAGCAAGAGUUAUCGUGUGUAUUUAUCGAAAUCUCGGCAAUCCAAGAAAAAUGUGACUCUCAAAAGGAAUCGAAAUCAUUAAAAUGUACAAACAGCCCAAAAAGUGAAUUCUGCACACAAAUAGAAUUAGACGUUUGUAAUUGUGAAAACGUGAAUGAGAAUGUAAGAGAGAAUAAGUCAAGCAUCGGUAAUAUUAGAGAAUCUAUUUUCGAAUCUUAUUCUGCGGAUAAGAAAGAUAUUUCUAAUACAGUUAAUACAACGUGCUCACAUGAAAAUAUUGAAAAUAAUGGAAAUCCUUGUAUUGAUACAAACCUUAAAAAGCCUAUAGAAGAUAUAAGAAACGACAAGUGCGAUAACAAUUUUGGCAAAUACGUUAAUAAACAAGAUUUUCCUCACGAAUCUAAUGAUGUAUCUCAUCUGUCAUCAGAAAUAGGGUUGAAAAAAUCUAAUAGCUUAUAUAAAACAACAGAGAAAAAGAAUCUAGGUAACGUUGCCGAGAAUAAAUAUAUCAUCCAAGGUACUGAAUUACAAGACAAUAUUGAUGGUCUGUCGCUGUUGGCUAGUGUUUCGCAACAUGUGCCGCAUUUAAAACCUGAAACAGAUGUAAAAUGUGACCAAAUAAAAGUAAAAGAUUAUGCAUCCUUGAGGUAUGCAUGUUACAAUCAAAUUACUGAUGAAGACGUUGAUACAAAUGAUUCAUCGAAUACCGUUUCUCAAUUACUCAAAAAUCCAUCCACGGAAAUUAUCAAUAAAAUCGUUGGCAUCUACCCUGAAGACCCCUUAGAUAAAGUCACGCUUCGCUUAGAAGUAACAUCUAACCAAACAGAAGGCCAAAAUGGUAAUAGCGAAUUGUGCAAAGUUAUUUCUCAUCCAGAAACAAGUAUAAAUUACGACGUGGAUGCGUUGACACAUAAUUUGGCCCCCAUAGAGAAUAAUGUACAAACUGUGAAAGAGAAUACAAAUGUAAUACUAAACGGUGAAACCGUAGUUUUACUACAGAAAUCUCCCAAUAGCAAUUUGUACAUUAUAAACAAAGCAGUUGAAAAUUCGAAGGAUCAUAAUAAUGACGAAGAAAUCUGUAGGUUAAAGGAAAAGAAUUGGAUACCUCCAAUCGAAGACUGUGGGCAAUUCGAAGCUAUAGCUUCUCUGGAUCACGUAUCAUAUAAUUUAGAAUUAACCCCUUACAGCAAAGAAUUAUAUCAAGAGGGCAAAUGUUCCGUAGUAAGAGGCAAAGGAAUCAAGCUAGAACCAGAAGACAACAAUUUCUCGGACGCAAAGGUGUACUCGAAAAAGGUACCGCUAUCGACUGAAAUGCUUUCCGUCAAUUCGCAAAUGUAUCAAGAUGUGAACAUUAUGAAUAAAUCGAUGGAUAAGCGAAAAUCGUCAAAAUCAAAUCUUACCUUCCGACAGAAUAUCAAGCAAGAAUUCAAUAAUAUUUCUAAUCACAUCACAUCGAACUGCGCGAUCCCGGGAUUCAACGGGAUUCAUUCACAUCCACACGAAGUUGAGGCUCAACAUCCCUUACAUAUUCCUGCCACUCAUCCGACCACCUUACCACCAAUCUACGGAAAUUGUGCUGGCAACGCGGAAUUGUGCGUACCAUAUCAUAAGCAUUGCACUUCAGUAUCAUGUAGUUUGCAAAUUAAUGCCACCACUUCUCUUCAUUCACAUGCGAAAUCAGGCAGUCCUUGUGGAAGAGCGCAUUGCUCGUGUUUAAAUUGCACCUAUGACAUCGUCGCACAUUGCAGGCAGUGUAUACACCCGUCGACGGAUACCCACGUGUCUUGUAUCGAAAGUAGUCCGUAUUUUUUGCCAACGCACUCGUCAGUACAAAGCCCUGCCGUCCAAGAGCAUGACAGAGCGAAGAAUGAAGUCGUCAUGGAAAAAUUAUACGACGAUCAACUAUUAUGUAAAAUAGAAAAGAAUCUGUUGCAGAAGAAUUCGUUGGAGAAACUUGAAGUACAGUGUGACUCGGAAAAGAUAUUUAACAAAGAUGCGGAGAAUAAGCUGCCUUUGAAGAAAAGGCUGAAAGCGCAUGCUAUGGCAUAUGAAGAAGUAGCGAUAAAAGCUGAAAAAGUAGAUAAUUAUCCUGCUAUGCCUAUGAUGUCCAUAGCCGCUUUAGAAGCGUCAGAUAAUACGCGAAAGAGAUCUGAUCAGAUUGUUAAAUCCGAAUACGAGUUAUCUCUUGCAAAAAAGGAGGAAUCACAUGAAAAUUAUCACUGUAGUUCAAAUUUGAUCGGAAAAAAUUAUUAUAAAAACAUGCAUGUUGUCGCUUCGCAUCAGAAUCUUGCAAAAGAAAAUACAAGAAAAAUCGAGUGUCAAUUUCGGUCGACAAAUGAUCAGCCUGCUAAUACGGUAUGUCAAGAAUCUUAUCUUCAGAGAACAGUUAAAACAUCCGCUCAAAGGAAGGAGAUGAAUUUGUCAGAUAUGACGUCGUUAAAGCGAUUCGAAAUAGAGCCGAUAGAACAAGAAGGAACGUACAAAAAAGUAAAGAAAACACAAUCGCCCCUACGGCAAACUAGAAGCUCAAAAAGAAACGUUCCUAAAGUAAAUUAUUCUUACACCGAUGUUGAUCCAGAAUGGAAUCCGUCCGGUGAGUCAAAACGCAAACGUAAAAAGACUAGUCGAUGAUCGAUACCGCCUCAUUAUGGAAAUUCGUUAUUGUAAGAAAUUUUUCUGAGAUUUAAAUGAAUAAGUGUACAUUGAUCCUAUAAGACUGUGGCAUCGUAAACUUGUAAAUAUUGUAUAAAUAAGAAAAUGAAUCGACUUGGGAAGAUAUUUGCAUACCGGCAAACUAUAUAGUACAACGCCUGAAGAUCAACAUUAGUGUAAUUUUUUGAAGAGUUUCGAAGCAACAACAUGGAAGAUGUUUAGAUUUUGUAGAUAGUACCUGUAUUUUAUUCAACACAAGCAGUUUCGUACUAAAACGGUAGGAAAUUCUUUCGUGGCCGUAAUUUGUUUUGUAUGAAAUUGUACAGUAUUA
Molecule: messenger RNA, 5191 nt
Organism: Eufriesea mexicana
Lineage: Eukaryota; Metazoa; Arthropoda; Insecta; Hymenoptera; Apidae
Exons: 7
Coding region: 1-4839 (1612 amino acids)
Source: RefSeq, a predicted model, not a curated record